AUGGCCUCCAGUUAUGAUUUCACCCCAUUUCUUGAAGCGAAAGCCGUAGAAGACGCCCAGAGGGCUUUCGGCAGACCGCAAAUCAUCCCGAUACCCGCCACUAACACCGUAUCGCCAUUAGCUCCAGACAUAUCUCCAAACACAGUCAGAGAUUUGAAGGAGUUCCUGCUCGGUAGUAGCUCCGGGACGGGUCCCAAAGGACAGAAACAUGGCAGGGAACUGUGGAAGGCUUGGAAGAGGGCGUGGGACCUCUGGAAUAACCACUAUAUCGAGGGGCGUGAGUCGCCGGUCUGGAUCAGGGCGGAGUAUGAGAGGAUCAAGAAGGAAAUGGUGGAUGCGCAAGAUGAGAGAAGACGAAAGGCAUUUCUGCGUCGACGUCGACCUGGCAGCAGGCCUCGAGCGAGGCGUAAGCUCGGCAAUAUCGUAUGGGCAAAGGAUCGGCCUGCUCCUACCACUCAUGGAAAGAUAUUUAUGAAGACCGGCAAAAGCAAGAUUGAGAUUGCGAAAGAGAUGCUCAAACGGCCGAACCCAGGUCGAGAGAUCAGAGACCUGAAAAAGGGGGAAGAAGCUCCAGUCUAUGGUACACAGGCAGUUCCCAUGCAGAUAGUCGAGAUGGAGCGGAUUGUGCGCAAGGACGGCGCCCCAGUCAGUGGUUGGGCUCGAGUUACGAGCGACCGGAAAAGCAACAAAGCUCUGCAACGAAAAGAUGAGACAGCAGAGCUCGAGUCAACCCAUACAGAGGUUGAGAGGACGUACAUGGCACGCCAGGUCAUGCAGUUCACAAACCCCGAUAUUACUGGAGAUCAGUACGACAAAACAGUAGGCGAAUUCAAGCUGUUGACGUACGAUGAAUCGAUCAGAAUCAGAGUCGACGGAAAACAACAACCCACGAAAAACGAGGAAAUGGCUCCCAACGACAAGGUGCAGCGACCGCAGCUAUGGGUUCCAGUGAUGGAGCCGAGCUUCUUGGACAAGACCAUCAUUUUGGACAAGGAUGAUAGGGUUUCUCUACUCACGUUUAGAGAUGAGGAAAUAGAUGUGCUCGAGAAGCAAUAUGAGUGGAAAGAAGUGGACCGAGAAGGCCAUCUCAAUAUUGAUUUUGAUGGCGAUCAAAUGAUGACAGAUGACCUUGUUGACGAUGUCUAUCCAUCCAGUUCGGAUGAAGACGACAGAGAGCCAGUAAUCAGCAUACCUCUUCCGCAUAGAGUCAUCUAUGGAAAUAACGAGAGCGGGGGCUUCCAACCUAUGAAAGAUCUCCCGGAAUACGCUCCCCCUAUCCCAACCGACGACGGCGACGACGACGAGUGGAUAGACGCUAUCGACAACACUGUAUGGCGUCCACGCUGGACAGGUGAAAAGAGAGUGAAAAUUGAUAUCGACGAGUUCUUUGAUGACUCUGUCGAUACAGCUCUCGAAACCGAUGGAGGUGUUGACUGUGGACGAAGCCCAUAUCCGGUUUUGAGGUCCGUCACAAAAUACAUCCAGCAGAGGACUCCGCAAGGGGAAGUCCAAUACUUCCGCAAGAAGAAAACAUGGGACGGAGUCACUGGAACUAUCUUCAACAUGCCCAAUAAGCCCAUUGAAAAUGAUAACACGGAAGAUGAGAGACUCGAAGCCAUCAAAGGGAUUUACGCCGAUGAGCUUCGUGAUGGGCGUAGCAAUUACCAAGGAAACAAGUCCGACAUCUUCCCAUUAGACAUCCGUCGCAUAAGACGUUGCAAGGCACCGGAGCCGACCAUUCCACUACUGGACGGACAAGAGCAAGUUUUCGAACUGCCAUGGCUGAAUGCCCCCGAGAGCUCUGAUACAUUGGACGAGUAUGAUCCAUGGCGGGUCACGCCCGAGCAAAAGCGUCUCCGAGAUAACCCACUCAGAAAAUAUCCGCCUAAGGAGUGUUGUGAGCCAACCAAGGAGGACGACCUAAUCUUGCCUGUCGAGGAGGAUAUAUGGGAGGAGGAUUUGAAAGCUGAUGAUUAUGGAUACUACAAGUACUUCGUCACCAAUCUCCAUGGCGGCACUCUCAUUAUCAACGGCAUACAGGUUCCGAAAGGACAUAUUGCUGGCCCCCUCCCUGCUUUUGCAGUUAUCGAGACUCCAGGUGCCCAAUUUUCCUUUUGGUGGGGCUCAAAUGGCAGGAGUAACGGUCGUGCGGCUACUGUUGACCACAAUCUUCAUUCGAAGUGGGAGACAUUCAGACAAAGACACUCGGCGGACGGUGAUGACAUGAAAUACAUUGGACUUCUUGCCGGGCAGGUUUGGGACUACAAGAUUCGAAACUGGGUGAAGGGAGAAUUGGAAGGCGAGACAUAUAAAGAGGGCCCGAUCUGGGACGCAUACAAGAAGGCUGUACCAGCUGUUGAACGACCCCAUGAAGCUCCAUAUAAAGUUGAGGAGACCGCUAUCGUAUUGAAGAAAGACGAAAAGGGUAUUCCUGUGCUCACAGACAUCAAGCAACCUGAGUGUUUUGAGUCCGCAAUUGAAGAAGUGAAGUGGCUGCGAACCAAGGCAAUACCUCUGCUCGAGAGUAUUGCACAGGCAACCAAUAAUCCCUUUGUCGUGCCUACUGGUGACGACUUCUGGAUGUCAGAACUCUCGGCUACAGAAGAUCAAGAUCCAUCACCUGAAAUUACUCUUCAGAACAAUCACUGGUCGAGCUGGAUCGACAACGAGCGAAGAAUGAUCCAUCAACAAGAAGUCGCCAUUCACAGGGCAAAUGACGCCAGAGAUCAGCGAGAUAUUGUUCAGUACAAUGAAGAAGUCGCACUAGGAGCAAAAAGGAAGGCCGCGGCUGAUCUUGAUACACCAUACCCUAAGCGAACUUUCCAAAGCCUUCAACAGCAAGCAGCAGCUCUCCGAAGGGCGCAGUUUGAUGCAGCAGCGGCUGAGAUAACCAAGGAGCAGAAGGCGAAAGAUGACAUGACUCUACGACUCAAAAUUCUCGAAUUUGAUGCAGAUGUCCAGCGCAGGAUAAGGGCAGCUAAGGCACAUGAUCAAGCUGACAUUGACGAUAUCGUUGAGAAAUACUGUGCUGAACAAGAAGCCCGAGCAACCCGGCUCAUUAAUCAAUUAAAGAAGAUCAACAGCACUCUGUCGGUUCCGAAAGCAAAUGAAGUCAGAGAUAUAUACGCUGCUUGGAAGGCCAAGGACAAGCCCAACAAUCGGGAUAACGUACGCCGCGAAACCCAGCCUGAUCCUGAAUGGAGAAAUGCUCAAACGCUCUCUGAAGAACUGAAACGAAAACAAGAAGAGGCGAGGAAGAUCGCAGAUGCCACUCAGAAACAAGCAGAUAAGGCAGCAGCAGAUGCGAGGAAAGCCGACAAGGAUGGACGAGAGAAGAUGCAGAAGGAUCUGGAACUGCAAAAAAGACAUGAGCACGCUGAGCUGAGGAGACAGCAGAAGAAGAGAGACGACGCCGAAAGGAAGCGCUUGGAUGAUCUACAGGGCCAAAUUCAGCAGAACAUUGCGGCAGCGGCAGCGGCAGCAACAGAGAGACGAAGACAAGACGACGUGCAACAGCAACGGCAGCAACAGCAGCAACGGCAGCAACAGCAACAACUGCAACAACGGCAGCAACAGCAACAACGACAGCAACAGCAACAACGGCAGCAACAGCAACAACGGCAGCAACAGCAACAACGGCAACAACAGCAACUUCCACCUCCUCCACCACCUCCUCCUGCACCAGCCUUGACUGCAGAACAGCGGCAAGCAGCUAUGGAUGCUGCCAACUUACGUAGAGUGCAAUCGGAAUUGGACCCUCCACCGAACUUCACCCGGGAGUCUAUUCAAGCCUUCAUGGGUGGGCUCUUGACCAGGGACGAAUUGGAAACUGCCUACCUUGCCAAUGUCAGUGAGUGGAUGACUGAAGUCCCUAAGGUCAAGGCAAACCUCGAAAGCCGCGCCUCUGCAGCAGGGCAGAACACUUGGCAGUAUCUGGUGGCACAAGGCUACAGUUCACGAGCUAAGUGGAUCUCUGAUUCGAUAGCCGGUACGAUGAAACGUUUAGGUGGGGAUAGCGGCCAUACGAUUGCACCAGCUCCUCCGCCAGAUCCCGCAGGAACGGAGGACAAAGCUGCGCCCGCUCUCGAACGGAAGAAAGGAGCCCCCAUCGACAGACCUGUUUCUACCAACCCAGCCAUCAACGCCAAAGUGACCGAGGACUUGCGAAUUAUACGAGCAGAGCUCCGCCAGGCUGUGUGGGCGGCUCUCGUCGCCCAUACCGUGGUCGAGGGGCGAGCGGCGCUGGACAUCGUGCAGGCCAAAGGCUACGCCAGUGUCGAUGGCUACAUGUACAACAAUUCCGUCUGGGCCGUCACGCCCGGUGACAUUCCAUUAGACGAUAUUGGUGUCGCACAGGCUCUUCCGGCGCUGCUUCCCGCCUCUGCGGGUGCUACCGCCAGAUCCCGGAACGUUGCACAAAGAACGCAAGCCGUGAACUUCAACGCCGAACUCCGGAGGCAAAGAGGUCUCCAGCAAGAUAAAAGGGUGGCCUUGGGCCUGAAAAUCUACAACGCGAACGAGUAUGAGAUUCAGGCCCAGGCCUUGGAGGCCCAGCGGCCGGCUGCUGUUGAUAUCACCCAAACCAUAGUGGGACGCCCGAAAGGUCGGUUUGCGGAUGUUUGA
This is a messenger RNA of Drepanopeziza brunnea f. sp. 'multigermtubi' MB_m1, 4623 nucleotides long. RefSeq lists its product as uncharacterized. Gene Ontology annotation, cellular component: nucleus. The record is from RefSeq and is a predicted model, not a curated record. Gene Ontology annotation, biological process: positive regulation of pseudohyphal growth by positive regulation of transcription from RNA polymerase II promoter; chromatin remodeling. NCBI's taxonomy places the organism in Eukaryota, Fungi, Ascomycota, Leotiomycetes, Helotiales, Drepanopezizaceae. Gene Ontology annotation, molecular function: transcription coregulator activity.